Molecule: messenger RNA, 1829 nt
Organism: Mauremys mutica (yellowpond turtle)
Lineage: Eukaryota; Metazoa; Chordata; Testudines; Geoemydidae
Gene: TM6SF1
Product: transmembrane 6 superfamily member 1
Exons: 10
Coding region: 536-1648 (370 amino acids)
Cellular component (GO): lysosomal membrane
Source: RefSeq, a predicted model, not a curated record
CCUUGCACACUCACUUUCGCGCUGGGGACUCCUUGCUCCAGUGCACUGAGCUAAUAACGCCCCGCGUUGGUUUGCAAGGGCAGCUGGCCCGGGACGAUAAAGACCAGUGACUUUUCCAGGCCUCCCUGCCGCAUGGGGCCAUGAGCAGCGGGCCAGGGGUGCUGAUGGCUCUUGGCUCAGCCAGGUCACAAUAGCUCUCAUGCCGCUGGCUGCGGGCGGAGGCAGAGUCCCGGGCGGCUGUGGAAUGAAGCGAGGCAGCCGCAGUUGUCAGUCCCGUCACUGCUGCUGGAAGAACAACGGGGGGCUCCGGUUUCUGGCGCGGCGGGCGGCGUUAACCUUUGCGGCGCGCAGCCUGCCAGCGACGGGGGCUUUUGCCCACUAGCAGCGGGCGAUGAGCGGGGCAGCCGGGCUGAGCCGCGGCCGCGGAGGGCAGGUGUGAGGGGCAGAGAGCGGCGCUCGGGCGGGGACCGCGGAGCUGGGCCAUUGUCUCCGACCAUGCGAAGCGCCCUGUGAGCCGAGCCGAGCCGCUGCUGGGAUGAGCGCCUCGGCUGCCACCGGGGUCUUCGUCCUGUCCCUCACCGCCAUCCCCGUCACUUACCUCUUCAACUUCUUAGCCGCCAGCAGCAGUUCCUGGGCAAUUGUAGCAGUUGGAUUCCUGAUUCUGAUUUUCGUUGCUCUAGUAGCCUGUACUCUGGUCAAAAGGAAACCUCCAAAAGACCCACUUUUUUAUGUUUAUGCCGUAUUUGCUUUUACCAGUGUAGUGAACCUUAUAAUAGGACUUGAACAGGAUGGAAUUAUUGAUGGAUUCAUGACCUACUACUUGAAAGAGGGCGAGCCUCAUCUGAACACUGCAUAUGGCCAUGUGAUCUGCUAUUGGGAUGGUUCUGCGCAUUAUCUGAUGUAUCUUUUAAUGGUGGCAGCUAUUUCGUGGGAAGAAAGUUACAGAACCAUUGGCCUAUACUGGUUAGGAUCCAUUGUCAUGAGCAUUAUUGUCUUUAUGCCUGGAACUAUUGUGGGUAAAUAUGGAGCAAGAAUGUGUCCUGCUUCUUUCUUAAAUGUACCAUAUAUUUGUCUUCCUAUAUGGGCUGGGUUCAGAAUCUAUAAUCAUCCUUCAGUGACUUACAAUACUCCCAUCAAGGUGGUUCAGAAAGUCCAGAAGAAAGGACUCCUGAGAAGACCACUAGAUCUAAUGCUGGCUAUAUAUCUCAUCCUCGCAACUGGGUUUUGCAUAUUUAGGGGCAUGAUUGCUUUGGAUUGCCCUGCUGAACUCUGCCGGUUAUAUAUUCAACUUCACGAGCCCUAUAUCAAGGAUCCUGCUGCUUAUCCUAAACUUCAGAUGCUGACGUACAUGUUCUACUCUGUGCCUUAUUAUAUGAUCGCACUAUAUGGCCUGUUGGUGCCUGGUUGUUCUUGGAUGCCUGACUUAACCCUUAUACAUGCUGGAGGACUAGCCCAGGCUCAGUUUUCCCAUAUUGGUGCUUCUCUUCAUGCUCGAACGCCUUACAUCUACAGAGUCCCCGAAGAGGCAAAAUUCUAUUUUCUAGUACUGAACAUAGUGUAUGGAAUCCUUCCCCAACUGCUGGCUUAUAGGUGUGUCAACAAACCAGAGUUUUUUAUGAAAGCAAAAGAAGAAGAAAAAGCUCAAUAGAAAGAUUGCUCUCACCUCUUCUUUUUUGCUAUGUAUAUAAUUGUUUUUUGAGGUAACUGGACUCUCUUAUAGACUCCAAAUGAUAUGUGGUUUAUCAAAAACGUGUAAGAUUGCCCAGUCCACUUUGUGUAUCAUUACUGUAAAGAGAGAAAAUAAAGGCAAUUGCCUUCAGUUAACACUU